Diabrotica balteata is the source of this 468-nucleotide messenger RNA. NCBI's taxonomy places the organism in Eukaryota, Metazoa, Arthropoda, Insecta, Coleoptera, Chrysomelidae. The record is from the annotation of a GenBank genome assembly.
AUGGUUUCAAAUAGAAGAGCAAAAUGUCGAAAACAUGAAAAUCAAAUGCAAAAAGGAGUGAUGUUAAAUAACCACAGUCCACCUUCCAGUACACCCUUGGAGCCUUGCAGAGUAAUACCGUAUAUGAACGUGCCAGCUUUAAGAGGAAUCUCGUUGACUUCUAGUUCUGUAGCACUUACCAACUACGACAGGCUCGCCACUACGCCUUUCUCCCAACAAGGAACGGCAUUCUCCGCUAUCAAUUCAGCUUUUAUAUCUGCAGCACACCAGUACGCAGCUGCAGCCGUAGCUGUAGGAAGUGGUUCGGCAGCAGCUGCGGCCGCAAGUAUUCUGUGCCAUCCGCAAUACCCCCUAGAAUUUGCUGCUUUGGCGGUAGCCCACAAAAACUCCAGCAUCGCAGAUUUAAGGCUAAAAGCGAAAAAACAUACGGAAGCCUUAGGAUUGUCAGCGAGAGAUAAACCUCUAUAA